AUGCCCCCACACUUGCUCGUCUUCCCCUCUUUCCCCCCUGUCCUCCUCUCCCCCCUCUUUUCCCCAGCAUCGAAGCUCCGAGAGGAAUCAGCCAAGGGCUCAAGAGGCGCAGCAGCAGAGGAAGGGCAGGUGACAGUGACUGUGGGGCCCCUAGUAGGAGGAGCAGAUGGGGAAGAGGGAGAAGUAGGAAGGCCGUCUGCUUCUGCUACUGCUGAUGGCAUCUCCGGUCGAGCAGCAUCGGCAAUUGAGUCCAAGAGGGAGGAGCGCAUGAAAAGGCUGAAAGACAGUGGUCGUAGACUCCUGGUGGCGUGGGCACUGGCGGCCGCGUGUCUGGUGGGGCAUGCCUCGCACAUGCUGCAGGCCUCCUCCCUCGCCUGGAAGCUGCCCGCCUGGACCCACGCCCUGCACUCCACGCCCGUGCACGCUCUCCUCUCCCUCACUGCCCUGCUCGGGCCCGGUCGCAAGCUGCUGCAGGACGGGUGGAGCAGCCUCAGGAGGGGAGCGCCCAACAUGAACACCCUCGUCAGCCUGGGAGCAGUCUCCUCCUUUGCUGUUAGCGCCGUCGCUGCUGCCGUGCCGAAGCUGGGCUGGCCGGCAUUCUUUGAGGAGCCGCUCAUGCUGCUGGCGUUCGUGCUGCUGGGGAAGGCACUGGAAGAGCGGGCCAAGAUCAAGGCUACCAGUGACAUGGCGGCGCUGCUGUCCCUGCUGCCCCCUCAGGCCCGUCGCAUCAUCCCCUCCUCCUCGCCCUCGCCCUCCCCGCCCUCCUCUCCUGCUGCUGCUACAACAAGAUCUGAAGCAGCAGGAUCAGCAGCCUCAGGCAGCAGCUUCAGCGAUGCGGCGACGGAGGUGGUUCCGAUUGAAGCAAUUCAAGUGGGCGACCAAGUGCUUGUCCGUCCUGGGGAUCGCAUACCAGUGGAUGGCACAGUGGCAGGAGGGCGCAGCACAGUGGAUGAGAGCAGCAUCACGGGAGAGCCACUUCCAGUGCUGAAGCAGGCUGGGGACGAGGUGACAGCGGGAACGGUGAAUUUCAACGGGGCGAUGGUGGUGCAGGCGAGCAGGCAGGGAGGUGAUGCGGUGUUGGCAGACAUAGUGCGCAUGGUGGAGGAGGCUCAGGGCCGCCAGGCGCCGGUUCAGCGGUUUGCUGACCAGGUAUCCGGCAAGUUCUGCUACGGGGUGAUGGGCAUAGCAGCGGCCACCUUUGCCUUCUGGUCCACCCUCGGCCCCAAGCUCGUCCCGGCUGCCCUCGCUGCUGCUGGCAAGGGAGGGAGCAUGCUGCUGGCGCUGCAGCUCGCAUGCAACGUGCUGGUGGUGGCAUGCCCGUGUGCCCUCGGUUUAGCCACCCCAACGGCAGUGCUGGUGGGCACAGCCGUGGCAGCUCGCAAGGGGCUUCUCAUUAGAGGGGGAGACGUGUUGGAGCGCUCCACUGCCGUGCACACCGUGCUCUUUGACAAGACCGGCACUCUCACCCUCGGCCGCCCCACCGUCACGCGCGUUCGCCUGCAUGGGGAUAGGUCUGGUGAGGAGGAGAGGGAGGGGAAGCAGCGUGGGGUUGGUAGACAGGGAGGAGGAGGAGGAGGAGGAGGAGGAGGAGGAGACGGGGGGAAAGACGGAGAAGAGGAGAGGAGGAAAGAGGUGCUGGUGUUGGCAGCGGCAGUUGAGCGGAAUUCCACGCAUCCCCUCGCGACGGCGAUAGUGGAAGCUGCUGGGAAGGAGGCGAGGCGAGCGCGGGUGGAGGACGGGUCGUUUUUCCAGCAGCCGGGGGCUGGGGCGGCUGCGGUGGUGGGCGGGCAGCAUGUGGUGGUGGGCACACCUGAUUGGCUGAGAGACAACGGCUGUGAUGUGCCGGUGGAGUUGGAAGAAGCUGAUCUGAUGAGCAGUGCUGCAGAAGGGUCAUCCCCCGCAUCACCGACGCUCAGGCCUGCCAUGCCAGGCGAUCCCACACCAGGCGAGACCACCGUGUACGUGGGGGUGGACGGCCAGCUGGCAGGCGCCAUCUCAUUGGUCGACAAGGUGCGCGACGAGGCGGCGGCGGCUGUAGCGGCGCUACAGGCCAUGGGGCUGCACACGGCGAUGCUUUCGGGGGACAAGAGGCCGGCGGCGCUGGCGAUCGCACACAAAGUCGGCAUUCCUGAGAACGAGGUAUAUGCGGGCGUGAAACCAGAAGGCAAAGCCGACUUCGUUUCAGCACUUCAGGCGAAAGGAGCGCGGGUGGCGAUGGUGGGAGACGGGGUGAACGACGCAGCGGCGCUUGCUCGCGCAGACGUGGGCAUAGCCAUGGCGGGAGGGGUGGGAGCAGCAAGUGACGUGGCGUCGGUGGUGCUGAUGGGCGACCGGGUGACUCAAGUGGUGGACGCCAUUCACCUCAGCCGCUGCACCUUCAACAAGAUCCGCCAGAACCUCGCCUGGGCUUUCUUGUAUAACAUGAUUGGUCUCCCAGUGGCAGCAGGGGCGCUGCUGCCCUUCACAGGCACCAUGCUCACGCCCUCCCUCUGUGGUGCACUCAUGGGAGUGAGCUCUCUGGGAGUCAUGGCCAACUCCCUCCUGCUGCAGCUCACUUACAAGGCACCUUCACUAAAGAAGACUGAUAUGGCAGCUCGUGGAUUGCCUGGAUUCAAUAUUUGGAAGGAUGUGAAGGGGGAGAGUGGAAGGGGGAAGAAGGGCGGUUGUGGUGGUGAUGGGGAUGGGGAUGUGGAGAAGGGCUUGCUCGGUGGUGUUGGACAAGGCGCUUUGAUCUUAUCAAUCACAAAUAAAAACAUGGACGGAAAGCUGAGCUUUUGGGGCGUGGAGGUGAAGCCCAAGGAGACCCUCAUAGUGGAUCCUAAUAACGAUGCUGAUUACCUCCACAUCUCCCAGGUGGCGCUGGGAGCGCAAGCGAAGGACAACGAGAGAGUGGUGGUUCAGCUGAGGGAGGAGAUCGACGAGGAAGACGACGACGACGAUGAGGAUGAGGCUCCUCCGAAGCCGGUGACGGUGGUGCUGGGCACGCUCGUGAAGGGCAAGGUGGACCAGAUGAGCCUCGAUCUCGUGCUCGACCGGCCGUUCAGCCUCUUCCACUCCGGCUCGCACAGCAUUUUCUUCUCUGGGUACAAGACGCGCGACGGCGGCGACGAUGAACAUUAUGACAUGGACGACGAAUUUGAUGAGGAGGAUAUUGAGGAGGACGAGGAGGAGGAGGAAGAGGAGGCGGAGGAUACACCGCCGCGCAAGAAGGCAGCCGCCGCCGCUGCGGCCAAGGCUGGGAAGAAGGGGGCAAGCCCGAGCAAGGACGCAGAGAUGGCAGACGCGGACGAGCCCGCCAAGCCUGCUGCCGCUGCUGCUAAACCUGCCGAAACACCCGAGCCUGCAACGGGCGCCAAGCGCCAAGCAGAUUCCCCCGCAGCCACACCCUCGCCUGCACUAUCCAAGGCGCAGAAGAAGAAGCAACGCAGAGAAGCCGCCGCCGCUGCUGCCGCCGCCGCUGGUGGUGGUGACGCUGCUGCUGCCUCCCCUGCCGCCCCCUCUCCCGCUUCUGCCAAGGAGGCUGCCAAGCCUGCCACUCCCGCUGCCAAGCCUGCAGCAGCAACGCCAGUAGCUGCCACACCGCCAGCAGCUGCAGCAGGCACACCAGAGCCUGGCGCCACAGCCACCCCUGCGUCUGGAAAGAAGAAGGCCAUCUUCCACUGCACACAGUGCCCCAAGAAGUUCAACGCCGAGGCGUUUUUGAAGAAGCACAUUGAGACCAAGCAUUCUGCUUAA
Closterium sp. Yama58-4 is the source of this 3735-nucleotide messenger RNA. Lineage: Eukaryota; Viridiplantae; Streptophyta; Zygnematophyceae; Desmidiales; Closteriaceae. The record is from the annotation of a GenBank genome assembly.